Messenger RNA from Brassica oleracea var. oleracea, 1222 nucleotides. RefSeq lists its product as uncharacterized. Bases 76 to 1089 code for a protein of 337 amino acids. The record is from RefSeq and is a predicted model, not a curated record. NCBI's taxonomy places the organism in Eukaryota, Viridiplantae, Streptophyta, Magnoliopsida, Brassicales, Brassicaceae. The transcript has 3 exons.
UACUGGCUUUUAAGACUACCAUAACUACUCAUCUUCUCUUCUUGUUCUUUAUUGCUUAUUGUGCUGAGAAAUCAAAUGGAUCCAAAUCAUAAUCUCCUAUUUGUCUCCUUUCUUGUUCUAUGCUUAGCCGUAAAUGGAGUUACUGGAUAUGCCACCGUCACAGGAUCAGUGUUUUGUGACCAAUGCAAGGAUGGAGAGAGAUCUUUAUUUGAUUUCCCUGUCUCUGGAAUCAAGGUUAGUGUUACAUGUGCUGAUGAAAGUGGACAAGUCUACAUGUCAAGAGAAGAGACAACUAACUGGCUUGGAGGAUAUGUAAUGAGGUUUGACGGGACACCGGAUUUGAGCAACUGUUAUGCUCAGGUUUCAGACAAUGGAGCUCAACAACAAGGCUCAAGUAGUAGUUGCAGCAUUGCUUCAGGUCCUGCACAGAAACUUAAACUAUUGUUUAGCUUUUUUGGAUUUGAAACGUUCGCUGCGGAUGUGCUUCUUACUCAGCCGGUUCAGCCAAUGUCUUAUUGUCCUAAACCACCACCAGCUCCAGUAAUGUCUCCUCCUCACCAAGCCCCACCGCCUCCUGAGGUUAAGCUUCCACCUUCGCCUCCUAAACCUCAAGUUCCGGUCUUACCUCCUCCUCAGGCCCCGGUCACGAGUCCUCCUCCAGCUACAUCGCCUCCUCAGUUUAAGCUUCCACCUUUGCCUCCAAUCCCUCCAGUUCCAUUUGUAGAUCCAUCAGCUUGUUCCCACCAGCUGUGGAUAAGACCUGAGUACAGAUGCUAUUGGAGGGUGAUAGGUCCAGACACGAAGGUGGCAGUUGCGUUCGGACUAAUAGCUGGGAGGAGAUAUGGUACUGAUAUGACAGUACGUGAAGCACUAGACGGGCGAGGAGAAGCUUACAAGACUCUCUUAAGGGAGGCAACAACUGCAUUACUCAAUUCAUACAACUCUCUUGGCUUUCCUUAUAACUCCAUCGCUGUCAUCACACACACAAAUUUGGUACUCCUCGGUAAUUCGCAGCACGAUGUUCUCAUGACCGCUAUCCGUUUCAUCAAGGCUAAUUCAGGGACUUGCAAGUUCACAGUUUGCAAGUGAUUGGUUGUGCGGUCUUCCUAUUUAUAUACUCCACACCUUUUUUCUUCAAUUGUUCUUGUGUACGUUGGUAACACCUACGGUAAAAGUCUAUCUUUGGAUGCAUUGGGGAAUAUUAUUAUAUGUCCUUCUAGUA